Messenger RNA from Cyclopterus lumpus (lumpfish), 10967 nucleotides. RefSeq names its product protein argonaute-3 (gene ago3a). Gene Ontology annotation, biological process: regulation of stem cell proliferation; regulatory ncRNA-mediated gene silencing. The transcript is spliced from 21 exons. Bases 1480 to 4008 code for a protein of 842 amino acids. Lineage: Eukaryota; Metazoa; Chordata; Actinopteri; Perciformes; Cyclopteridae. The record is from RefSeq and is a predicted model, not a curated record. Gene Ontology annotation, molecular function: RNA binding; protein binding.
GGCAACUUCACCAUAUUUAGCUAGUUUGCCGAAGCCCGGCAGAGUUGACCUGUCAACCAGGCGGAAGACGUUGACACUUAUCGGCGGAUACUGCCCGGUGUAGACAGGGUUGUUGUUUUUUUAUUUAUUUUUUCCGGCACCAGGACACAAACUGCAGAAGACGAACGGACCGACGGCGUUUUACAAUACGUUGCUUUGGGGAUACGGGGCCGUGUGUCAACGGUCUAACGGUUUAUUUUACUUGAUUAAAGUAACCGUCGUCGGCCAGAACAGCCGAGCUAGCCAGUUAAGCUAAUUACCGAAGCCCUGACGCUUCGCUGUGCAGUAGAAACGAACUCACGUAGUCUCAUUUAAUGCACAUCUUUCUGGAGGAACUCGUUUGGACUCAAUGACCCCGCUGAGAUGAUAUCCUGACAGUUCCUCUCGCCCGUUCCCCGCCACUCAGCCCCCCCAUCCAGCCCCCUAAACCCGGCUUAGCGAGCUAACUUGGCUAACUAGCAGGCUUUCACUUUUCACGGCGUCAUGCUGAGCAACCGGUAGCUUUCCCCGGUGGCGUCCUGUGGGAUACGUUGACCGUGUGCGGACGCUGGGGACGAAACGAGGCGCCCUCUUUUUUUGUUUUCGUUUGACAGGGAAGAGGAGCUAGCAGAGACCAGGACAUUCGGGCCGUUAAGAGGCGGUGCCGUACCGAAGGAGACACCGGGUUGAACGGAGGAAGAGUCCCUCUCCCCCUCCAUCGUUUGACUGCAGUGAUCCGGGAAGCGAUCCGGACAGAGACCUCAUGAAUGGAAAUCGGAACUACAGCCACUACUGAAUCCAGGCGCGUUGACUCAAGGAUGUUCUCCGCCCCUGAUGGCUCUGUGACUCAUACUGAACGAAAGCCAGUUCUGAAAGGCAGAUGAAAGCUGGAAAACACCGACCCUGCCCACUCUCUAUUCCUGCCACUCUCUGCAAUCCUCCUCCUCUGACUUCACCAGGACCAUCAGAAAAAGUGCUCUUAGUAACAGAGGACCCUCUUGAAGUUUGAGCUCUUGUUAGGCUUACAUCACCAAGGGCCCCAUUGGAAUUACCAUCACAAAGGUUUGUGUGCACUUAGUUUGGUGUGAGAGGGACAGCCGUGGCAGGAAUUCCAGACUUUCCACUCUUUUUCACCAUUUUAUCCCAGCAGGCCAUUUCAAAAGUGAGGUCUUUACCCUCCAUCAACCCUGCUAGCCUCCACUCCACAGCCCACCAGAGGGGAAACCAAAAAAGGAGAGCGGUGCAGAAAGUACACACUUCUAGAGGCCGACCAUCAACACACAGGGUUGCUCAUGUUGUCUGCUGUUGCCUUACAGACUGUUCCUGUUCUGUGGUGGGGAGUUUUUUUUUAUGAACUUCCCCUCAGCCAACUCCAACCCCCAAAAUCACCCACACAUGUGAGCCUGAGACGUUGGGGCCCAGUCCCUGUUCUCCCUGCCUCGGCGGCCUGGCUAUGGCACCAUGGGGAAGCCCAUCAAGCUGCUGGCCAACUGCUUCCAGGUGGAUAUCCCCAAGAUGGAUGUCUACCUCUACGAGGUGGAUAUCCAGCCUGACAAGUGCCCCCGGCGAGUCAACAGGGAGGUGGUCGACUCAAUGGUACAACACUUUAAGGUGACAAUCUUUGGGGAUCGCAGGCCAGUCUAUGAUGGAAAGAGGAGCCUGUACACAGCCAAUCCACUACCUGUGGCACCCGCAGGGGUGGACCUGGAUGUCACUCUGCCAGGCGAGGGAGGGAAAGAUCGCCCCUUCAAGGUCUCCAUAAAGUUUGUGUCUCUGGUCAGCUGGCACAUGCUCCAUGAGGUGCUGACUGGCCGCAGCAUGCCUGAGCCCCUGGAGCUGGACAAGCCCAUCAGCACCAACCCUGUGCACGCAGUGGAUGUGGUGCUGCGACACCUGCCCUCCAUGAAGUACACUCCGGUGGGUCGAUCCUUCUUCUCGGCUCCAGAGGGCUAUGACCAUCCCCUUGGAGGUGGGAGGGAGGUUUGGUUUGGUUUCCAUCAAUCUGUGCGCCCUGCCAUGUGGAAGAUGAUGCUUAACAUUGAUGUGUCUGCCACCGCCUUCUACAAGGCACAGCCAGUCAUCCAGUUCAUGUGCGAAGUGCUGGACAUUCACAACAUAGACGAACAGCCCCGCCCUCUCACAGACUCUCACCGGGUCAAAUUCACCAAAGAAAUCAAAGGUUUGAAGGUGGAGGUGACGCACUGUGGAACCAUGCGGAGAAAGUACCGCGUCUGUAACGUGACCCGGCGGCCUGCCAGCCAUCAAACGUUCCCUCUACAGUUGGAAAACGGUCAGACUGUAGAGCGCACUGUAGCCCAGUACUUCAGGGAGAAGUACAACCUGCAGCUCAAGUACCCACAUUUGCCCUGUCUACAAGUUGGCCAGGAGCAAAAGCACACCUACCUGCCCCUGGAGGUGUGUAACAUUGUACCUGGUCAAAGAUGCAUCAAGAAGCUGACAGAUAAUCAGACCUCCACUAUGAUCAAAGCCACAGCUCGCUCCGCACCCGACAGACAAGAGGAGAUCAGCAGGCUGGUGCGCAGUGCCAACUACGAGGCAGACCCUUUUGUGCAGGAAUUCAAGUUCAAGGUGCGCGACGAGAUGGCCCACGUGACGGGGCGAGUGCUACCCGCCCCCAUGCUGCAGUACGGCGGCAGGGUGAGCACAGAGCACUUUAUGAACCGCACGGUAGCCACGCCCAGCCACGGCGUGUGGGACAUGAGGGGGAAGCAGUUCCACACCGGGGUGGAGAUCAAGAUGUGGGCCAUCGCCUGCUUCGCCACACAGAGGCAGUGUCGGGAGGAAAUACUAAAGGGUUUCACAGACCAGCUGCGGAAGAUCUCAAAGGAUGCUGGGAUGCCCAUCCAGGGCCAGCCCUGUUUCUGUAAAUACGCCCAGGGAGCAGACAGCGUGGAGCCCAUGUUCAGACACCUCAAGAACACCUACUCUGGACUGCAGCUCAUCAUCGUCAUCCUGCCAGGAAAAACUCCUGUCUAUGCGGAGGUAAAGCGUGUGGGAGACACCCUGCUGGGCAUGGCCACGCAGUGCGUCCAGGUGAAGAACGUGGUGAAGACGUCCCCUCAGACCCUCUCCAACCUCUGCCUCAAGAUCAACGUGAAGCUGGGAGGUAUCAACAACAUCCUGGUGCCUCACCAACGACCAUCAGUGUUUCAGCAACCAAUUAUUUUCUUGGGUGCGGAUGUUACACAUCCACCAGCUGGAGAUGGGAAGAAGCCUUCAAUUGCAGCAGUGGUCGGCAGUAUGGACGCCCACCCCAGCAGGUACUGUGCCACUGUGCGAGUCCAGAGGCCCAGGCAGGAGGUCAUCCAAGACCUGGCCUCCAUGGUGCGGGAAUUGCUUAUCCAGUUCUACAAGUCAACCCGCUACAAGCCCACCAGGAUCAUUUUCUACAGGGAUGGAGUUUCAGAAGGCCAGUUCAGACAGGUGCUGUAUUAUGAGCUGCUGGCCAUUCGUGAGGCCUGUAUCAACUUGGAAAAGGAUUACCAGCCAGGCAUCACCUACAUAGUUGUGCAAAAACGCCACCAUACACGGCUCUUCUGUGCCGACCGCAACGAGAGAGUUGGACGUAGUGGAAACAUUCCUGCUGGUACCACCGUGGAUACGGACAUCACGCAUCCCUAUGAGUUUGACUUUUACCUCUGCAGUCACGCUGGAAUACAGGGCACCAGCAGGCCCUCCCACUACCAUGUACUGUGGGACGACAAUUGUUUUACCGCUGACGAGUUCCAGCUGCUCACCUACCAGUUGUGCCACACCUACGUGCGCUGUACCCGCUCAGUCUCCAUCCCCGCGCCAGCCUACUACGCCCACCUGGUGGCCUUUCGUGCCCGUUACCAUCUGGUGGACAAAGAACAUGACAGCGCCGAGGGCAGCCAUGUGUCUGGUCAGAGUAACGGUCGGGACCCCCAGGCGCUGGCCAAAGCUGUUCAGAUUCACCACGACACCCUGAGGACCAUGUACUUCGCCUGAGCUACACCAAACAUUCCCAACCAUUGCAACCCUUUACACACACAUGAACACACACAUAUACACAACCAUGCACACCUGAAUGCCAGUCAAGGAGUCCCCCCCCCAUCCCCCACACACCUAGUCAACCCGGACCUGACACUGUGCAGAGGAGAGGAGGGAGGGGAGGAGGCACCCCCACACUGGACUGAGAAUGCAAACGCUGCUUUAAAAAAACAAACAAGAGAGAAACUGUAUUAUGCAAUAUUUAACCAGCCAACUAGUUUAUUUUUGCCCUUAUCAGGCCCCCUUUUCAUUGCCCCUCCUAUCUGUUCUUCCCUGUUUGUCUCCUUUACUUGUGGCCUAGCGGGUGUUUUUUACUUUUCCCUUCCUUUGGCUAGUCUAGUCUACUUUAGUAUUCCGCUCUUUUGCAAUCUACAGUACCUCAAGUCAGUUUGAGCAGCAGACUUUUACAUUCUGUUGACUCCCCAGUGUUUCAAAUGAGGGAGCAGAGAAGGAAGGGUAGACUCUGGAGUUGUUGUGUUGGUGUUUUUGGAAAGUAGUUGUUUCAUUGGACCAGAGGUCCUCCCAGUUGCCACUUUUACAUUUUCCUCUUGUUUCCUCUUUUCUGACAAUUUUCACUUAUGUGAGAAAUCUCCAGUAUCCUGGAUGGAGCAACAUGUUCUUUUGAGCACACUGCCACCUGUUGGCGACGAGGUAUAAAUGCCCCUUUAAAGUCACAACAACAAAUUGUUGUCUUACAAGGUUUCUGAUCAGUUUUGAUUCAUCUUUAGCUGUCACAUAAACAGGCAGUUUAUAUUGGCUGAUAUAUCAAUUGCAGCCAUCUAUGGAUUUUAUUUAAAGUAUAACACUGUUAUUUGUUUUUGGUAGUUAUUUUUAUUUUACAUUAUGUGAAACAUUUUAUGAUUCAGAUUUUUUUAAAUCAUUUAAACCAUGUAAGCUUAUGUUUUUAAUCUUAGUCGUCAUCAUGCCUUUAUUUCUCUCAGUGCUUUAUCUCACAUUUCCCUCUCUUUUCCUCACAGUUUGAGAUAGUGGGUCAAUAGAGAUCACGUUGAUGGUUUCCUCUAGUGCAAUAAUCAGUUGAAUGAAGAGAAGUGGAUUUUAGGGGUCUUGAAUGAUUCAAAAUAACAGUCGGACAGCGAGCAUCCUCGAAUGGAGAACAGUUUGCCACUCAUUGGGCACCUUCAUGUAUUGCUCCUCUGUGAGACGAUGUAUCAUGUUUUAUGAGUUUGCCCUUGAUGUUGGGCAACAAUGGUGCAACUGCAGUUUUGGUGAUUUCCGUGUUUUUACUUGAAUUGAAGGAAUUUAUGCGGCUCAGUGUUUUGAGAAUACUUUAUCAUCAAUGGGCAUAAUUUCAGAAUUCCUGAUCUUCAGUUUGCUAAUGAGGCUGCUUUUCUCCAUUUCUAAGAGUAACAAAGUGGGUGUAAAGGCCAUAAAGAACUAGUAUUCAAGUGCCUGGUGGGAGUUAAGUGUUAAAAUGGUCAAAGGCUGUAUAACUCGUUAUUGGGAUUCUAUUUCAGUGGGUUAAAUUCAUCCAAAAAGCAUAUUCCAACAAAUGGACAGCGUAAGAUGGUUUAAAGCAAGAAAGUUUCACCUGAUGCCUCUUAGUCCCCAGACUUUUCUAUACAUCUCAUCCCAAGAUCAAUAUAUUUCUGCGUUUGCCUAUGCCGUUCAAGCAAAGCAGGCCGAGUCGUCUUUUUGCUUAUUCUUCACCGUGUGUGUGUGUGUGUGUGUGUGUGUGUGUGUGUGUGUGUGUGUGUGUGUGUGUGUGUGUGUGUGUGUAAAAGGCCGGAUUCAUGGGAAUAGAGUCCAGGACUAGGUCCGAUUCCUGUAACCAUGUAACCGGCCCAAAGUUGUGACUCGCUUCAGAAAAAAUGCUGAGGAGUUAAAGUUAGUGACCAAUAUUUGCAGCGGUAGCACAGCUGACUUUUGAUGUGAAAAGUGCACCUUGAUUGGAGUCGCAACUUGGCUCCUCUGUGCUGCUGAAGCUCGUCUGGGGAGGAGGGGUGGUAAAAGUGAUCUGACUAAAAUAAGCUGUGUUUCGGGACUGAACAGGCGCGGUGCUAUUCUUGUCUGAACUUCUAUAUGAGACUCUUGAUGAGCAGGUGGGUUAGGGAAGUAGAACAACUAACCGGUGAACCUCACUCCCUUAAGGACAGGAGAAAGUCCCACUGCUAUGUGGAGAUUUUGGAUUUCAGUGAUGAUCAGCAUUGAGAACCUGCAACACGGUACAAUGGCAGACAGUGAGGUAUGAAGUAGGCUCCUGCAUCCACUAUUGCAUUUGACUGCCUUACACAGGCCAGUGGGUUUGAGCCUUCAGGAUUUCACUCGUGUUUCUAAAAGCCAGAUCGAAAGUAUAUUUGUACAUUUUAAAUGAUGUCAUGCACACCACUUAUUUUUGCUAACAGAAAAAAAGUAGUAAUUAAUAAUCUUAGUAAUAGCCGUAUCAUGAUAAGUAAUGGUUAAAAAGGUAUAAUAACAAAGUUUAUUAUUGCAAUAGACUGACUUGUUCCUGUGUCACUGUAUGACGUGUAGUUUAUGUGUGAACAGUGUGGAAACUAGUGGCGUGUGUUUGGACUGUCAUACUGUUAUUGAUGGAGAAGUGGACUUAAACCGUCUCUUGCUUUGAUGUUUGGGGGGAAAAGAAAAGCUGCUGAAAGUUGUUGAAUACUUAUUUCUCCCUUCUUAUUUAUUUUUUUGGUGUAGAUGCCCGAACAGUCUGAGGUUUGUUAUAGAGGAGAGAAUCUCAAGAGAGAAAACACAAAUCUUUUUGGAGCAUCUUAAUAUAAAGACGUUACAUUCCUAUCUGGACGGUAGAAUAGAAGAAGAGCCGUUUGAUGUAUUGAGCAGAGUUUCUGCUCUCGAAUGUUCUCGGGGUUUUCUUCAGCCGGUGCUGAUGCCUGCUCCUUAUCAGGAGGGAGAGGGAAAAGGAAUGGGCAAGUGGUUUUCGAAAGUGUUGUUGCUCCAUUUCAAGGACUUGCGUGAUCAAAGAAUAUUGUAACAAGGGGGUAGUACUCCUCCAUUCUUUGUCGUUAAAGCCUUGGGAGGAUUUAGGUUGGAUUGCAACCUCCUCAGACUCCUCUCCGUACCCGAGCCUCUUCAUGUGCUCACAAAUAGAAACGCGGUUCCCUCCCCGUAAAUCUGCGGUGUGACAGUCUGUAAUCUUAUUGUUGCUCUCUUUUCCCUUUUUUGCUUCUGAACAUUUACUCCCUUUGUGACCAGAGGACUACAUUCCACGGCUCAACAAUCCCAUCCGUUCCCGCUCUGGGAGGCGCGGGAACGCUCAGAGCUGAAGGACUAUAGUGGGGUCCGGUCGGUAAGACGUAGCGGGUUCUGUUGCUCAUGUGUGAUGUUAGACGGAAUCGAAGCGGAUCAACGAUGACUUCUUGCCGCGGGUUGUGUUGGAAGUUGAUCAAGUCAAUGAAAUUGAUUGCGAGAACUAGAAUGUGUUUAUAACUCACCGUUUCUGCUGUCGGUAAUGGAUGUUUAUGUACAAACUACACUCUUGAGGGCAGUUGAACACAUGUUUACAUAGCAGAUGUGUUUUGCCUCACUUACAAGUGAAAUGUCAUCAGCUCUGCUUUGCAAAUAUCAGCUAGUGGAGAAGUGACACAAGCGAGACCGUGUGGGGCCUGUGGCAGUGAACGCUUGGAGGGACACAAAGACAUUAUUUAUUUGGUCAAUUUGCCCUCAACAGACAUCUGUGUUGCACAGCAGGGUAAUGGACUUGUUUGUCCUUCCAGUUCUAUUAAAAUGACUUGUUCAACUUGAUGGAAAUGAAAGGCUACAAACAGCUUACAGCUGGAUGUGUGGCCUUUGGCUCUCAGUUAGUUAUUCUUUUUUUUUUAUGGAAGCUUAAGAUUAAACAUCUUAUCCAGAGCGACAACUGUCUGAUGAAGCUAAAUUGGCUCCAAAAGGUCAAUGUCUCCGGUUUUAAAUGAAAGCGAAGGUGUAUUCCAUUUCCAGUCAGCGAUCAAUAUCCCCAGUUAUUUUGGUUGCUCUGUGUUUGCAGUGGAAGGUAGCAAUGGAGUGAGAAAAAGUCCACAGAAAGUGCCUUUCCUCUUGAUGGUGCUGUAAAUGGAAAGAUAAAAUGUCAAAUCAAAGGAACAGAAUCUCCUUAACAAGAAGACACACGGCAGUGCAGGAACGGCUGCAUUCACACACUCACUGUACACGUUUGGUUUAAUGCAAACUCGUGUUUCAUGUAUUUACACAUUAAGCCUACAUAGAAAUAGAAUAUAUGCCUAUAUAUGGUUGUGGUUGAGCUUUCGCUUCCUAGUGCAUUUAGUGUCUUGGACCAAUGGCGUCGUUGGUACAGUGGAAUGUGUGUUUGGGUGGGUGGGGUGGAACGGGUGGGGGUCGUAGCUGACACUAGUGCGGUGUGACACAGCUCAGCCCACGAAUGACAAACAUAGCACAGCACUUUAGAGACUGACACUCUCACUCAGACACAUAGCCAAGUGGUCUCUGUCCCUCCGGUCCCCUUCUUCCUCCCGAGGGAGGAUGAGGAGAGGAUUUGAACCUCCGUGCAAACGAGAAGUCGAAGGGAUGCGUGUUACCAAACGAAACAGUCGGCCAUUUAAAGUGUGCCUCACGCUCCUGUGACUUUGUUGUUGGCUCGCUCGAGUCAACCUGCUCUCGACUGGUGGAUUUCCCUCCGGAGUUCCCCACUCGACACCUUGGUACCACUAGGGCCGGGUAUCAUAACAUGAUAUCAGCACCAUCCAGAAUUUGGCAUCAACUUCAAGCACCUCAAACUUGGGACAAGCAGUCCAAGAGGUUUUUUUUAAUUUUUUUACAAGAAUAUGUUCUUGCACUAAGAAUUCAAGGUUUUCUUCUCGAAGGGCAUUUUACUUUGACAAAGCAACACAAUAAGAAACUUCCUUGAAAAAGCAAGAAUGACUUGAACAAUUUAGUCUAUUUGCAUAGUAAAGUGUGUCAUUGUACUGCAGGUACAGAGAUGAAAAGAACAGAACCAGAGUCAGUAUUGAAACCUCUCUCCCGAUGCCCAGCCCUAGUAGCAGCGGCUCAUGGCGUUGCUUCAUCUUAGUGCAAUGCCCUGCCAUGUGUCUUGUCCCUGAUGGAGGGAGUGUGUGCCCUGCAGGAUCCCUGUCUUGAGCCGGUAGGGUGUUGACUAAAAACCAAGGGGGGUCCGCAGGUUCUGUGGGUACCUUUUCAGUCCAGGGGGUGAAAUGUUUCUAUUACAAGAGAUCUAAAAAAAACACACACUGCACCUCACUUACCUUGGUAUGCUGCAUAUGUUAUACUACAUGAAAGAAAAACUGCAAAUUGCUUUUAUUAUGAUAUGUAAUGCUUGAGUAAUGCCUGAUUGCGAUAUUCUUAUACGGUAACUAUUUUAGAGUCAAAAUAUGUACAACUGUUAAAAAAAAAAAAAAAAAAAAAAAAAUCAGUUUUGUCUAAACACUUAUCCCAUUUUGAGAAAUUGUUCUUGAGCCGACUUUUACUUGUUGUCCUAUUUAAAUGUGUCGUUCUUUAAAUUUAUAUAAGAAAUAUAUAUAUAUAUAUGUAUAUGUAUAUGAUUAUGUAUAUAUAUAUAUACAUGCAGAAUAUUUUAUGGUGUAUUUAUUGAGAGUGCAUUCAAGCAGCUGGAGUCUCCGCAUCAUAUUGCAGCAUGGUGGGGGAUGGCCAGGAGGAUGAGGCCUUUAGCCCCUCCCCCUCCAUGUUGACGCCUUAUUCUCCGAGACACUCAAGCACAACAAUAUGGAGGGGGCGGGUGUGUGCGAGGUGGAGGACAGGGAAGAGGUGGAUUUGACCCGGUGUUAUUGACAGGUCAACUCUCACUCGUUCUUUCCUUGAUAUUCUUUACCCUCCACUCUUCUUUUACCACCUGACAACAACAACAACCACAUAUUGCAGCUCAUCUCUGACGAAGGGAACCAUUUCUGAAUCACAUUGACGAAGAGCUGACUUUUUUUUCUUCUUUUUUUUUCUACCCCAUGCUGCUACUGUAAAUGCCAUGUAAAUUCCCCGAGCCAGUAAAGAGGGCAGGUGGGUGAACGUAAAAUGUAAAAAGCGAUAGGGGGAAGGAAGGAAAGGUGUUAAAAAUACAAUUUCAGCACAGGCGCCACAUCUUUCCUCUUAAAUUGGCUCCUUUUUUCUUGUGCCCGAAUAUUUCACAGCAAGAACAGGUCUCAUUCCACGAACACGAGGCCUGCCUCAGCCUUAAGUGCGUUCUUACAUAAUUGUCAGAUGUGAUUUUUGCGAUGCCGGUGUUGGGUGGCCAACCAAGAAGACACGCCUACGUAACUUGAUCGGCCCUGAAUUCCCCAACCGGCAUGCUCAUCUCUUCUCAUUUCUCAUGUAAACCACUAACAUUGUUGUCCCCUCACCCCAUUAUCAGAGACAUGGAGCUUUUGAGUAUUGUCAAUCCUGUCCCGAAGUAAAUGGGCCCUAUGUCCUUUUUAAACUGAUACAUUUUGGUUUGAUUCAUGUUUACUCCCAUAGCUGUCAGAUGGUUAACCUGUUUUCAAACAUUAGCAUUCCAAUAAUGACUUUGAGCCAAAUAUUGCACAAGAGAUUAGGCUCCUGGUGUCGUUGUAUACACUUAAUGGUUUUGGAGACGGAUAUUUGAUAGUGGCCAAGGAUUGAACUGUUUUUUUUUGGUGUCUGCCGAUUGUUCAGAUUGUUUUUAGUUUUUUUCAUGUGUAGUAUCACUCUUGUGUCGGUCUUAUUUCAAACAUACGAUCUUGGACUCUGAUACCUCUGUGAGUGAUGCACCAGCAAACGGAUGUAUAACAGUGAACCUCCACCACCAGAUGAUCCAUGGCUCAGUCCCGCUGUAUGUUGCAAAGGCUCUGUUGUACCAACAGCUCUAUUCCUCUCAGUUUUAAAUGUCUUUCUUUUGUAACUCUCUCUUAUAGGUUGUUGUCCUUUUAGUGUUGUUUUGCUUCAGUUUGAAGUGUAUCUUUGACUAAUACUUGCAAUAAAAUGCUUUGCUUUAC